AUGGGCGGCACGCACGGCAUCGCGCGGACGGAAACGCCUGCGCACACGGUGCUUCAGGGGGGUGGGCGCUACGAGGUGUGGCGGUACCCGUCGUCUGUGGCGGCGGUCGUGCGCGUGACGGACGUGCAGCGCGCGGCGACGGACCGGGCGUUCCGCGACGCGGCGUUCUCGCUGCUCGCGCGCUACAUCGGCGUGUUCUCGAGACCGCACAACGCGACGGUGGGGAACAGGCCGGAGAAGAUCGCAAUGACGUCGCCGGUGGUGAUGACGCCCGGCGCGCACGAGCGCACGCACUCGAUGCGCUUCCUGCUGCCCAGCCGGUACCGCUCGGUCGAGGAGGCGCCGGCGCCGACCGACGCCGCCGUCAAGCUGGAGAUGGCGCCCGCGGGACGAGUCGAGGCCGUGCUCCGCUUCUCGGGCAACAUGGACAUGGGCGUCGCCGCGCAGCGCGCCGCGGAGCUCGGCAGGUUGCUGGAAGAGGACGGGCUGAAGCCGACGGGGGCGUGGAUUGCGUGCGCGUAUGACCCACCCUUUAUGCCCCCCAUGAUGAAGAGGAAUGAAGUGCACUUUCCACUAGACCCAAAGGCCUUUCCGACACAGCAGGGCGGUAAGUGAAAGAGAAGAGGCAUUUGUCCUAUGCUGCGACGUGGGUGUCGUUACGCCUGCCUGGACUGGGCACAAUCUCUUCCACGUCACGAGCGGAAAAAGAUUUAACCGGAAACAAAAUCAACUCACAUGUUUGCAUGCAAGGCAACAGACGAAUAACAAAGGAAACCCGACGCUGUCGCAAGGACACACCUCUACAACAACUAGCGUACGACGCAUCGCGCUCGUCCCCACUCAACGAAACUCCCAACCUUGCUAAACUCGAGUUGAAACGGCACAACUCGCAGUGCUUCAUGUCUCUGCAUUUUGAGUAAAGAACGACCGUCGCGCUAUAAAACAAUAAAGAAACGAAACGCCAAAGA
Molecule: messenger RNA, 968 nt
Organism: Chondrus crispus (carragheen)
Lineage: Eukaryota; Rhodophyta; Florideophyceae; Gigartinales; Gigartinaceae
Exons: 2
Coding region: 1-615 (204 amino acids)
Source: RefSeq, a predicted model, not a curated record